AUGGCUCUAGGAUUAUUUAAAAAAAUAAAAGGGAGUGACACCGUCACACAGAACAAGGACGCCGCAGAAGAGGACAACAAAGUGGACAACAAGCUGACGGAGUCCACCGCAGCGGAGUCAGAAACAAAGUCCGCGGUUGCAGGAAAGAAGAAUAAGAAGAAGAAUGCCAAGAAAGGUAAGGCAACGAAGAAGGACUCCUCGUCUGACUCGUCCAGUUCAUCAGACUCUUCCGAUGAUAGUGACGGAGAGGCGGUGAAUGGAGUAGCGAAUGGAGAAACGAAUGUAGAGGAGGAGAAGGUACAAAAGGACUCUGGAAAAGUGGCCAAGUCCAGCUCCGACUCGUCAGAUUCGUCAGACUCUUCCGAUUCCUCCUCAGAGGAGGAAGAGACCAAAGCUGCCAAGCCAGCCAAGGGUAAAGCGGCCAAGGCAGAGAAGACAGCUAAAGUGGCAAAGGGUAAAGCGGCCAAGGCAGAGAAGGGCAAGGGAAAGGUAAAAGCUGCUCAGGAGAAAGCGGCCAAGAAGGAGGCAAAGAAAUCGGACUCAGAUUCAGAUUCAGAUUCCGAUUCAGACACGGACUUCGAUUCAGACUCGGAUUCCGACUCAGACGAUGAUGAAGCGGAACAACAGAAGCUGCAACAACAACAGAAGCAACAACAGAAGCAGCAGAAGAAAUUGAACAACAAGGCAGGAGCGGGAAACGCCAGUGGCCAGCUUGCCAAUGAACAGGCCGGAGGAAAGAACAAAAGGAGAAAUGAAAUGGUCGUGGCGGACAAUAACAAGGGAAAAAACAAAAAGCAAAAAUUUAACAAAAAUGGAAAGGAUAGCGUGAUGAAUAAUGAUGGUCAGGAUGAUGAGCAGGAAAAUGUUGAAGAAGACGGUGAAGACGAUGCUGGUGAUUUCCCAACUGAGUUCAUAAUAACCAUUCUUAACAUAAGUAGAGAUACAGAGGAACAAGAUUUAAGAACUUACUUGAAGGAAUUAUUGGGGGAUGAUUAUGUUGAGGAAAAACUACUAAUUUACAUGAAUCGACUUUACAACAGUGCUUAUGUAUAUUGUUCAGAAAAAAGUAUAACGGAUAUAUUUGCUACUAAAUAUAAUGAAAAGUUUAAUGGCGUCCCCAUAAAAAUUCACCUGAACCCUAAUGCCAUGUCUGCAGUUACUCUAUCCCACAUGGGAAAAAACACCACAGAAGAGCAGCUAAGAAAUGCUUUCGAACAGUACGGGAAUAUCACCAAGGUCAAUUUUUUUUCAGGAGGAACCAGAGCACAGGUUACGUUUGAAAAUUUGGAAAGUUGUGUGAAGUCAUUAGAACAGGAUGGCCUGCUCAUAGGGGACAGUUACGUCCAUGUGGCGUUGAUGCUGAGUGGCAACAACUACAACAGCAACUACCACAAUAAUUACAACCACAACAAUAAUAGUAAUUACAACAAUAAUAAUAAUUACAAGAAUAAUUUUGCUGAAAAUGGGUAUGGCAACAGGGGAAACAGAAAUAACUACCAGGGCAACAAUGGCCAGGAUAACGAUGGGGCAAAUGGAGGAGGAGGCAGGGGCGGCAAUUUCUUCGGAAAGAAAUUUGGCCACGGUAAUAAGUUCAACAAGGGCGGAAAUAACUACAACAAUGGGGGAGGAUUCAACAAGGGAGGUAACUUCAACAAGGGAGGUAACUUCAACAAGGGAGGCAACUUUAACAAGGGAGGCAACUUCAACAACAGAGGAGGAUUCAACAAGGGUGGAAACUACAACAAUGGAGGAGGCUUCAACAAUGACGACGGAAACGGCAAAAAGUUCAACAAGAAACCCUUCAACAACUUCAAGAACAGGAAGAACCAGGAGUUUGAUGCGGGUGCGGACAACUAA
This is a messenger RNA of Plasmodium fragile, 1857 nucleotides long. RefSeq lists its product as uncharacterized. The record is from RefSeq and is a predicted model, not a curated record. Gene Ontology annotation, molecular function: RNA binding. Bases 1 to 1857 code for a protein of 618 amino acids. NCBI's taxonomy places the organism in Eukaryota, Apicomplexa, Aconoidasida, Haemosporida, Plasmodiidae. The transcript has 2 exons.